AUGUACAUUAUCUCUGACGAAAAGUGUCUUCUGCUCUACGCAGUAAAUAUCAUCAUCAAUAACGCAACUUCGAUUGACCAACAUGUGGCAUUAAAUCUCAUUUCGGGGAUCCAAAAGCAACGCGAAGUAACGGGACAAGAAGCCUUCUUCGUCCAGACAACUGGCUUGUCGGCCUUUGACGGGAACACGAACUGGCCGUUUGGUCAAAUCAAAAAUACAGACAACGUAUAUGACUGGGAGAAACAGUCCAAAGACACGUAUGUAGUGCGAGAUGUCGAUAGGUUCGUGAUUGAAGAAACGAAAAAGGCCGGUAUCACUGGGUUCCUGGUUUUUCCUCCCAUGCUUCAUGGCCGAAGCGAUGGCGCAUGGAACCAGCAUUCGCCGCAGUUACCAGCGCUUAUCAAGGCCAGUAUCCAAAACAAGCAAGUUUACAAAUUUAAUGAAAACCGAGAGGCUCCUCUAGCCCACGUUUCAGAUAUCGCAAGUUUUUAUGGCCUUCUACUGGAGGCUAUUCAACGCAGCGACGCAAUUCCCACCGGAGAACGUGGGUGCUAUUUCCUUGCUUCCCACGUUGUGCAGUGGUCGGAUAUCAUGGAUCAACUCGCCACGAACCUUCAUAAUCGGGGUUUGGUCGCGACGGAAUCGACACAAAUUUGGCCCUCAGACGAGAUGGCCGCCCAAUCGGUCGGGGUGCCAGUGAAAUUUGCCUACAGCAUGUGGAAUGCGAGUUAUGUCCACUUAUAUGAUAAACUCCUUCAUCGAAUUCGUCGAAUCGUUUUACCAAUGGACUCCCAGCCCGAAAGUAGUUUGUGA
This is a messenger RNA of Penicillium hordei, 813 nucleotides long. RefSeq lists its product as uncharacterized. The record is from RefSeq and is a predicted model, not a curated record. The transcript has 3 exons. NCBI's taxonomy places the organism in Eukaryota, Fungi, Ascomycota, Eurotiomycetes, Eurotiales, Aspergillaceae. Bases 1 to 813 code for a protein of 270 amino acids.